This is a messenger RNA of Nycticebus coucang (slow loris), 3395 nucleotides long. RefSeq names its product ZFP1 zinc finger protein (gene ZFP1). Gene Ontology annotation, biological process: regulation of transcription by RNA polymerase II. The record is from RefSeq and is a predicted model, not a curated record. Gene Ontology annotation, molecular function: RNA polymerase II cis-regulatory region sequence-specific DNA binding; DNA-binding transcription factor activity. The transcript has 4 exons. The coding region runs from base 207 to 1430 and encodes 407 amino acids. Lineage: Eukaryota; Metazoa; Chordata; Mammalia; Primates; Lorisidae.
AGUGCUACGAGCUCGCCUGUGGCCGCCCUUCCCCCACUUCAGCUGCGAGUCGGUGACAGAACCCCAGUCUCCGCGCGUCUUCACCGCCCCGCGCCGUGACCGGGCGUGGCACUAAACCACGAGUGGGAACUGUGCCCCUCCAGGUAUGAGAGGGGGCUGCCAGUUCUGCCUUCACAGUUCUCUGCCUUUACCCCAAACUGCAGAAAAUGAACCAAUCCCAGGAAUCAGUUUCAUUCAUGGAUGUGACUGUGGACUUUACCCAGGAAGAAUGGGAGCAACUGGACCCCUCUCAGAGGAUCCUAUACAUGGAUGUGAUGCUGGAGAAUUAUAGCAACUUACUUUCAGUGGAAGUGUGGAAGGCUGAUGACCAGAUGGAGCGGGACCAUGGAAGCCCAGAGGAGCAAGCAAGGCAAUUUGUAAUCCUUAAGAACCAAACUCCAAUUGAGGAAAGAGAUAAUCUUUUUGGAAAAGCACUUAAUCUGAAUACAGACUUUGUUUCUUUAAGACAGAUACCCUACAAAUAUGAUUUAUAUGGAAAAACUUUGAAAUACAAUUCAGACUUACAUAAUAGCAGUAGAAACUAUGCAAGAAAGAAAGCUGAGGAGUAUAAUGGAUUUGGAAAAGCACUUCUUUAUCUUAAGCAAGAGAAAACCCACCCUGACUUAGAAUACUCUGACUAUAAUAAAAGUGGAAAAGCCUUCAGCCAUAAAGAAGCCAUUUUUAAACAUCAGAAAAUUAAAAAUUUAGUUCAACCUUUUAUUUGCAAUUACUGUGACAAGGCCUUCUCCUUUAAGUCACUCCUUAUUAGUCAUAAGAGAAUACAUACUGGAGAAAAACCAUAUGAAUGUAAUGUAUGUAAGAAAACCUUCUCCCAUAAGGCAAACCUCAUCAAGCAUCAGAGAAUUCACACUGGGGAGAAACCCUUUGAGUGUCCUGAAUGUGGAAAAGCUUUCACUCACCAGUCAAACCUCAUUGUACACCAGAGAGCACAUAUGGAGAAGAAGCCCUAUGAAUGCAGCGAAUGUGGAAAGACAUUUGCCCAGAAGUUUGAACUCACUACACACCAGAGAAUUCAUACAGGAGAACGACCCUAUGAGUGUAAUGAAUGCGCAAAAACCUUCUUCAAAAAAUCAAACCUCAUUAUACAUCAGAAAAUUCACACAGGGGAGAAACGCUAUGAGUGCAGCGAAUGUGGAAAAUCCUUCAUCCAGAACUCACAACUCAUUAUACAUAUGAGAACUCACACAGGAGAGAAACCCUACGAAUGUACUGAAUGUGGCAAAACUUUCAGCCAGAGGUCAACUCUUAGAUUACAUUUGCGAAUCCAUACAGGGGAGAAACCAUACGAGUGUUCUGAAUGUGGGAAGGCCUUCAGCAGGAAGUCUCGUCUCAGUGUCCACCAGAGAGUUCAUAUAGGGGAAAAACUCUGAGACUAUAACCAGGUUGCACUGUGGAAAAUCCUCCCACCAGAACCCUUCCAACCAGGGAGAAACCUUAUGAAGGUAUGGAAGAAAUGUGGGAAUUCAUACUGAGAUACAAUCUCAAAUGUAUAAAAGAUAGGAUCCCCUAAGAACAUUGUAUUAGAAGUUACAUUGAUACCUAAAGAAUACAUACGAGAAUAUAUCCAAUUGUAAAUAGACAUACUCAGCUGUAUUACAGUGAAGUUUUUUAAAAUCUUGGAUGAAUUAAGUAUUUUAAGCAACAACAUAAUGGACAGUUUCCUAACAAUUUAGUGGUUAUGUACAAGCAUGCCACAUAACACAAGUUGUGUGUUUUAAAUCUGCACAUGUGAAUUUAGCAUAAUCACUGGGAGUUUGAAAUUCUUGUCCUCUGUGAUAAUUAGGACAUAUCAAACAUUUUUCCCUACUAAAUAUCACUGUUUUUCAAUACCUCUACAACCCAGUAUGCAUUCCAAAUGAAAUAUGUAACAGAUUUUGAAGUAGCAUGUAACUUAUGUCUUUUCCUACUGCUUGCCGGCAUAUGUAUGUUGGUGUGACCAUGGUUACUGAGCUGCCUCUUCACUAAACAGAAGAUAAUGUUGAAGUUUUACUUCCCUCUGGUUUGCUGAAGAUUUCUAGAAAGAUCACUUACAUAAAUAAUCAACUGUGAUAUAACCAAGAGAUCUAGAGAGCGAAAGCAGAUGUGGGCUGUACUACACUACAGUAUGCAACACGGAGUAAGGAUUUGCCAUGUAAAGACAAUAUCCCCAUUCAUCAUGCUCUUGUAAUUUUUCAGUGGGGUAUUUACAUACAAAUGCAUGUCUAUUACCAAAAUAUUGUGUAACCCAGGAACUCCCUGCUUUUGUUACCCUGUUCCUCUUAAUAUUUUAUGAAUUGUCUACUUGUUUUUUUUUUUUGUUUUUUUUUUUUUUUUUGGCCGGGGCUGGGUUUGAACCCGCCACCUCCGGCACAUGGGACCGGCACCCUACUCCUUGAGCCACAGGCGCCGCCCUAUUUUAUGAAUUGUCUUGCAAAAAAAUGAUAGGAUGAACAUAGUUCAAAAAUUUUAGAGGAAAAAUAGACUUGUCAAGUGCUGUUUUUCAUUGCUUUUUAAGUCUUCCAUAUGUGUAACCCACUUUGAAAAUGAACUUUUGCAGUGUUCUGUUUAGUGGAGGCACUUCUACUUCCUUGAGUUUCACUACUGUCAACCUAAAACAUUUCUCUUUGGAACCUAAGAGCAUAUUAUUAUUUUUCUAUGUUCAUACUUCGUAAGUUAGACUUUACAGUGGUCCCUUCAUAUAUUUGAUGAUUAAAGUAAAAAUAUUUUUGCAUAUCUCAAAGAGUUUUACGCUUGAUUCACAAGUUCAGUCUUUCCCUAUCAAUCAUGCAUUAGAAUUAUAAAUGGCAACCCAAACUGGUCUUUUUAUUCCUCUGUUAUUUGAAGAUCGUUGGUAUGUUCUCAUCAUACGAAUGUGACUUUCUGAACAAAUUUACUAAAACAUUUAUAGCUCAUCAAGUUUGUUUUUGUAAGUUACCAUCUUAAUAACAACAGCAGGGUGAAAAGUUAAUGUAAUAUGUUGCUGUUAGAAAUGUGAAUUGUGACAACCUCCCUGGAAAACAUUGUGACUCAGUGUUUUAACAUUAAUAUCUACACUCUUCAACCCAGGAGACUCCUAGGAAUCCAUCCCUCAGAAAAAAAUAAAGUGCCAGAACUUAAGAUUGUUUAUCAAUGUAUAUUGCAGAAUUUUGGUAAAGAUCUCAAAAAAAGAAAAAGGGGGGAAAGACCAUCAGUAAGGGAAUGGCUGAAAAAAUAUGGUGUAAAAACAUACUAUAGGUCAAUGGCCACUGAGAAUAAUAUGUGGGAGCAUUAAAUUCCCCCAGGUCAGAUGAUGAAAGCAAGAGUUGGAGGAGUUGGGGGAGUGGGUGGAGAGAGUGUGUGUAGCAAUUUUUAUAAAA